Messenger RNA from Coregonus sp. 'balchen', 11165 nucleotides. The record is from the annotation of a GenBank genome assembly. NCBI's taxonomy places the organism in Eukaryota, Metazoa, Chordata, Actinopteri, Salmoniformes, Salmonidae.
AUGGAGUCGAAGGAUAGAAACUCGGCGGCAGGUAAGUGUUACCUCAGCUGAUGUAAAUGAAUACCUUGGUAACGCAAUGGGGUCCCACUUUACAUCAAGUGGCACUAUAAUCUAUGUAUUUACAUGGUUAUUACAUAGGCAGGUACAGUGCAAUUACAUUGCAGGUACACAUUGUUAAUAGUACUUACAACUCUUAUACCCAUGUGAGCUUUGCACAAUUUCAAGGAUUUGCAAAUGAAAUCACAAUGGAGGUAAAUGUGUAAUCUAGAACAACAGUUCUAGACUAGGGUGAGAUGAGGCAAAAUAAAAUACAAUGUUGCAGGUGUUAUCACAGGUGUAGCGAAAUGCUUAUGUUCCUAGCUCCAACAGUGCAGUAAUACCUAACAAUACAAAACAAUACAGGCAAAUCCCAUAAAUGUAAAGAAAGGAAUUAAGAAAUAUGGAAAUAUUAGAACGAGCAAUGUCAGAGUCCAGAAUAGAAAUAUAUAUGUAUAUGAUGGUGUGUAUAGACAUUAUGGACAGUAUAUGAAUAGAAAAUGUGUGUACAGCAGUAGUUAUAUAGGAUGAGCCUUGACUAGAAUACAGUAUAUACAUAUGAAGUAGGUAAAACAGUAUAUAAACAUUACUAAAGUGACCAGUGUUCCAUGACUAUGUACAUAGGGCAGCAUUCUCUAAGGUGCAGGGUUGAGUACCGGGUGGUAGCCGGCUAGUAAUAGUGACUAAACUUCAGGGCAGGGUACUGGGCAGAGGCCUAUGUAACCAUCAUGUAAAUGCACAGGUUGUAGCACCACUUCAUGUACAAUGGGACCAGAGGGGUAUAUUAUGGUGAUGUUGGAGGUAAGAAGAGGGUAGGAAGAGUGAUACUGUAUAAGAUUGAUUGUAUAGCCCUAAAUGGUUGAUUGAUUAAUUGAUUGAUUGAUUAAUUGAUUGAUUGAUUUGCGACAAUGAACACAGAAUGUACUGUGGAACUUUGCUUUGUUCCUGUAUGUGGUGUUGUUGCUGCUGUGUUGCUGCGCUUUGAUUAUGUAUAUUGUGUUGUGUGUGUGCGUGCGUCCGUGUGUCCGUGCGUCCGUGUGUGUUCAAGCCUUUGUAUUCUGAUAUGCUGUAUCUGAUGCGGUGUGUGUGUGUGUUCUGUCUCAAUGUGUGUUGUGUAUUCUGAUAUGCUGUAUCUGAUGCAGUGUGUGUGUGUGUUCUGUCUCAGUGUGUGUUGUGUAUUCUGAUAUGCUGUAUCUGAUGCGGUGUGUGGGUUCUGUCUCAGUGAGUGUGUUGUGUGUUCCGCGCUAGCCCUGUCUAUGCUGAUUAUGUGGGGGAGAGAGCGGUGUCAUGGUCAUGAAUAUGGAGCACAUUGAGAUUCUCAGAGUGUAAUUUGUUGUGUUCACCAUCAAUUCCUUCCUGUUAAGACGAGUCAGCAGUGUCGUCCAACCCCCCCUUCCAAGGACACCUCAUAGACCCAUUUAUACACCUCCUCUCUCUACCUCUUUCUCUCUCUCUGCCUCUUUCUCUCUCUCUCUCUCUGCCUCUGCCUCUUUCUCUCUCUCUGCCUCUUUCUCUCUCUCUGCCUCUUUCUCUCUCUCUGCCUCUUUCUCUCUCUGCCUCUUUCUCUCUCUGCCUCUCUCUCUCUGCCUCUUUCUCUCUCUCUCUUUCUCUUUCUGCCUCUUUCUCUCGCUCUCUCUUUCACUCUCUCUGCAUCUCUUUUUCCUGUCCAUCCCUUCAUUCUCUCUCUCCUCCCUCUCCCUCAACUCCCCUCGCUCCUCUUUCUCCCUCUUUCUUUCUAUCUCUCCUCUUCCUCUCUUGUCUCUACUGCACUUCUUCUCCUUCUUCCUCCCUUCACCUUUCUCAACCCUUCUCUCUUUCUCACUUUUCUUCCUCCUUGUCCCACCUCUACUUCUCAUCCCUCCGCUCUCUCUCUCUCCACCUCCUCUGCCCUCCUCUCUAGGGAUGGUUUGUGAGAAGGGGAUCCAGAUCCUCCUCACCACCGUGGGGGCCUUUGCAGCCUUCUGCCUGAUGACGGUUUCUAUAGGGACGGACUAUUGGCUGUACUCCCGUGCCUCCAUCUGCAACAGCACCCGCAACCACUCGGACGACCCUCACAACAAGGACAAGAAGGACCCCGGAGCCCUCACCCACUCUGGCCUCUGGAGGAUCUGCUGCCUGGAAGGUAGGCUACUGAAAUGCUACCGAGACGCCAUCUUGGAUCUGUGGGUGGAGUGGGAGAAGAUGGAUAGAGGGUAGACGGAGACAUGUGUGGAUCUGAGUAUCUGUGUGUGUGUGUGUGUGUGAUGUUGGAGGGGAUGAGUUAGACCUGGUUCGAUUUUAGCCUUUUUUCCUAAUGUCCAUUCUAGAUUUAAAGGUGCACUAUGCAGAAAUCGCUCCGCUAUUUCCUGGUUGCUAAAAUUUUAAUAGUUCACCUCAUUUCAGUUUAUGUGACAAAACAAGCAAGUAUAGUGUAGAGAAUCAUUGUACCAUCUAAACCGCUGUGAAAUAUAUUUUCCAUAACCAAAAAAUAUUGUAUUUUCAGCUGUUUGAAGCUGGUGUACAAAACCGAAAGUAAAAGACUCAAAAAUGAAACUUAAGAACGGAGAGCAUAGAAAUAGCACACAUAGAACAGAUAUACCACUUCUUAGACUUGCUUUCAAUGAGAAUGACAUAUCUAUAACUCAAAUUUCUAUGUGAAUUUGGUCGGGUCACCAAAAAAGUUACAUAUUGCAGCUUUACAGAAAUUACAUACCAUAAAUACUAUGGAUAAUAUAUUGAAUGUAAUAGUAAUAGUUGGUAAUAGUUGGUAAUAGCUGGCAUGAUUAAAGUAAGGACUGUGGCCAUUUUGGAUCUGAUGCAAUACCAGUGCAGACCUCAUGUCUGUGUCCUAAUGCUCUACCUGCAGUGUUGCUGUCUUGUGAGAUGGAAAGGAAUAAGGACUGAAGGGAAUGGAGGUUCCAUUACAGUGAAGCUCAGAGAUGAUUUUGUGCAGUCGUUUUCAUGUCAGAUGAGAGUGAAUGGAUGGUAUGGUUACCAUAAAUGUCAGUGGAAUUAUGUAGUCAGCAGUGCUGCCUUAAAGGUCAUUAUAAUGUGAAGCAAUGCAUAUGCUGAGUUUAUGAGCUCCUUGGAAAAUCUGAAACUUGGACAAAUCUGACAUGGAAAUGCUGGAAGCAUCUUUUUUUUUAACCCUUUCCUAGGCUUUCCCAGUGAACUGAUGUUUGUGUUUACAGAUUUACAAGGAGCAUAUGAACAACACAGCAUUAGAGUGGGUUCACAUUAAGUUAAAGGGAAGAGGUCUGGACUGUAGUACACUAUAGACACUUUAUCUAUGAAUACUGCAUGUUUGUGGAGAUUGUUAUUUCUACCCUUCAAAUGAAUUUGUCAUAAGGAUACCACUUCAUUCCUGAACUAAGGAUGACUUCAGUGGUGAAGUCGGUAACAGGAGCAAAUGGUCUAGCUGUACUUUAUACGAUGGUUGGAUUCCUGAUUUUCCAUUGUGUCAGCAGAUCAGGAACUUGUCUUUGAAAUCACCUGAAAAGAACCCCUCUCAUCUCAGCCCAUUCCUUCAAUCACUGUCUGUACUUUAUAACCGACCUGACACGCUAUCACCCACUAUCACUGUGCUCACCAACCAUGUGUUGGAAAGCUACUAUGGGUACAGGUUGUGUUCAAGCCUCGCCUGAUUCAACUAGAUCCAUCAAGCCUUUGAUAAGCUGAAUCAGGUGCAUUACAGCUGGCCCUACACACACACUGCAGACCCGGUUGCCCAACCCUGCAUUAGCCCAGUGAUUUAGCUGACGGGUUCUCUGAAAAUGACAGUAGCCAUCACGCCAUCUCCACUCAGUCACUGCGGCACAAGCAGCUAAUUUAUAAUACAUUAAACUGCUGCUCUGACAUACAGGCUUCAGAAGGAGGAAGACAGGACAGGACUGGAUAGGACAGUAGUUGAAGCUGAAUGAAUGGUGUUAGCUAGCUGCCGUAUGUUUGUAGUCCUGUCACUACUCCUCUGUAAGGCAUGCAGGGUAAGUCCCAUCCUUGGCCUGGUCAUUGUGCAAAGCUCAUUUGUCCUCAUCUCUAAGCUUCCUGAUAACAAAGCAGCCAAUUAGAGAUAAGCCCCAGCCCUCGCAGCAUUGCUGCAGUGCCCCCCCCCCUCUCUCUCUCUCGCUCGCUCUCUUGCUCUCACUCUCUCUCUGCGCUCUCUCUCUCUCUCUCUGCUCUCUCUCUUUACUCUCUCUGCCCUCUCUCUCUCCCUCCCUCUCUCUGCUCUCUCUCUUCUCACUCUCUCCCUCUGUCAUCUCUCUCUGCCUCUCUCUCUCUGCCCCUCUCUCUCUCUCUCUCUCUCUCUCGCUCGCUCGCUCUCACACUCUCUCUGCCUCUCUCGCUCUCUCUGCCCCCUCUCUCUCUCUCUCUGCCUCUCUCUUUCACACACUCUCACUGCCUCUCUCUUUCUCUGCCUCUCUCUCUGCUCUCUCCCUCUUUACUCUCUCUGCCCUCCCCGCUCUCUGUCUCUCUCUCUCUUUCUUUUUUUCUCUCUCUCCCUCUCUCUCUCUCUCUCUCUCUCUCUCUCUCUCUCUCUCUCUCUCUCUCUCUCUCUCUCUCUCUCUCUCUCUCUCUCUCUCUCCUCUCUUUCUCUCUGCGCUGCAGUGGAGCCUUCAGUUCUUUGGUAUGGCUUAGAGGUCAAGUAUCCUUGAUGUCCGUAGAGUAUUGAGCCAAGAUGGGUGCUCAGAAGCCGUGCAGUGAUGCAGUGAAGUGUAGGUGCAGUGGAAACAGAGGACAUAUUGGCUCUAAAAGAUUUAAGCCUGCGGGUGGGUGGCACACAUUGCUGUGUUAGGGGCUGAAGAAGUGAGUGGAUGGAGUAUUCUCUGAUUCGGCAGGUUGAGAGGAUUCCUGAUAUUUUAUUUAUUUACAUUUUGACCUUUUUUUAACUAGGCAAAAUACCAGUAGGUCAGUACAGUCUCUCCCUUAGCUUUUAGUCAAAGGUCCCUAACAUCACAUUGUGGGCUGCAAACACUAAAAUAUUCAACUGAAACCAAAGGAGGGCAAGAGUUUUAUGUGAGUGGCAUCAGACAAGCCACCCAUCAACAGCAGUGGUAUGAGUGUUGAUGCUUUAGAUUUGAUGUUGUUGUGAUGAUGGUUCAAAUAGAGAGCACUGUUCCUUGGGGCAGUACUUAGAGGCAGACUCUCUUGCUCAUGUAGGUCAGUUUCACCCUCCAGUACAUUUCUUACAGAGUUUCCAGGUAAGUGAAUGGAAGUGAGUGAAACUCAGGUCAUUUUGGCUCUAGCCAGCUGUUUGAGGAGUAGCAAGUACAGCUGUACAGUAAUUGCCCCCUAGACACUGGUUCUCACACCUAAUGGUUAUGGUUAAGAUUGGGAGAGAGGGUUAACUGAUCCUAGAUCUGUGUCAAUGGGGAACUACUUCCUGGUUUAGAGCCAAAAUGGCGUCUAUCAGGGGGUUUAGCUGACACCCUUCCCUUCUGUGCCCCCAUCUCUUUACAGACGACAACCAUGGAAAUAAAAGAACUAUGAGAAAGAGACAAGCUCACCCCACAUCUGUCCGUCUCUCCCUCCUCCAUCUGUGUCUCAUCAUUCCAUCACUCCAACUCUCUCACAAUCCAUCCAUCAGCCAGCACCAGUCGUGUGCUGUCAUCACCGUGCAUCCGUUCGUCCAUCUGUCUGUCUGCAAUAGAGCCACAAGACCCCAGCGGGUAGCUAUCUGUCUGCCUGUCUGCCUGUAUGGAUGGCUCUCUGUGUUGGGGUGUGUGUGGGUGUGAGUUAGUGUGUUCAUUCAGUUACUGCAUGCUCUUAUUCAGAAAGGACCACAGUGAAGUGCUCCUAAAAAGUGACUAUUUUAAAGUGAAUAUUGGUAGCUGUGGUUCACUCUAAAUAAAACCUUUCUUAUUAGAACUAUACAUACAUAUAUUCUAUUACCCUAUCUACAUUCAAUUAGUAUUUUUCUAUCCAGCACCUGAUAAGAAAUAAUGUAUGUACACUACCGGUCAAAAGUUAUAGAACACCUACUCAUUCAAGGGUUUUUCUUUAUUUUUACUAUUUUCUACAUUGUAGAAUAAUAGUGAAGACAUCAAAACUAUGAAAUAACACAUAUGGAAUCAUGUAGUAACCAAAAAAGUGUUAACCAAAUCAAAAUAUUUUUUAUAUUUGAGAUUCUUCAAAUAGCCACUCUUUGCCUUGAUGAAAGCUUUGCACACUCUUGGCAUUAUCUCAACCAGCUUCACCUGGAAUGCUUUUCCAACAGUCUUGAAGGAGUUCCCACAUAUGCUGAGCACUUGUUGGCUACUUUUCCUUCCCUCUGCGGUCCGACUCAUCCCAAACCAUCUCAAUUUGGUUGAGGUCGGGGGAUUGUGGAGGCCAGGUCAUCUGAUGCAGCACUCCAUCACUCUCCUUCUUGGUAAAAUAGCCCUUACACCGCCUGGAGGUGUGUUGGGUCAUUGUCCUGUUGAAAAACAAACUAUAGUCCCACUAAGCCCAAACCAGAUGGGAUGGCGUAUCGCUGCAGAAUGCUGUGGUAGCCAUGCUGGUUAAGUGUGAAUUCUAAAUAAAUCACAGACAGUGUCACCAGCAAAGCAACCUCACACCAUAACAUCUCCUCCUUCAUGCUUUACAGUGGGAAAUACACAUGCAGAGAUCAUCCAUUCACCCACACCGCGUCUCACAAAGACAAGGCGGUUGGAACCAAAAAUCUCACAUUUGGACUCAAGACCAAAGGACAAAUUUCCUCCGGUCUAAUGUCCAUUGCUCGUGUUUCUUGGCUCAAGCAAGACUCUUCUUCUUAUUGGUGUCCUUUAGUAGUGGUUUCUUUGCAGCAAUUUGACCAUGAAGGCCUGAUUCUCACAGUCUCCUCUGAACAGUUAUUGUUGAGAUGUGUCUGUUACUUGAACUCUGUGAAGCAUUUAUUUGGGCUGCAAUUUCUGAGACUGGUAACUCUAAUGAACUUAUCCUCUGCAGCAGAGGUAACUAUGGGUCUUCCAUUCCUGUGGCAGUCCACAUGAGAGCCAGUUUCAUCAUAGCGCUUGAUGGUUUUUGCGACUGCACUUGGAAGAAACUUUCAAAGUUCUUGAAAUGUUCCGUAUUGACUGACCUUCAUGUCUUAAAAGUAAUGAUGGACUGUCGUUUCUCUUUGCUUAUUUGAGCUGUUCUUGCCGUAAUAUGGACUUGGUCUUUUACCAAAUAGGGCUAUCUUCUGUAUACCACACCUACCUUGUGUCACGUUUGUUCAUGAACGGAUCAGACCAAGGCGCAGCGUGAUAUGCAUACAUGUUUAUUUGACUUAUAAACACAACGACAAAACAAGAAACGAAACGUGAAGUCCAAGGUACACAAACAACAUUCCUAACACGGAACAAGAUCCCACAACCCACUAGUGCCAAUAGGCUGCCUAAGUAUGGUCCCCAAUCAGAGACAACGAGCGACAGCUGCCCCUGAUUGGGAACCACCCCGGCCAACAUAGAAAUACACAUACUAGAAAUUACAACAUAGACAAUCACAACAAAGAAAGUCACACCCUGACUCAACAAAUAAGAGUCCCCAGAGUCAGGGCGUGACACCUUGUCACAACACAACUGAUUGGCUCAAACGCAUUAAGAAGGAAAUAAAUUCCACAAAUUAACUUUUAAGAAGGCACACCUUUUUAAUUGACAAGCAUUCCAGGUGACUACCUCAUGAAGCUGGUUGAGAGAAUGCCAAGAAUGUGCAAAGCUGUCAUCAAGGCGAUUUCUUUAACACUUUUUUGGUUACUACAUCAUUCCAUAUGUGUUAUUUCAUAGUGUUGAUGUCUUCACUAUUAUUCUACAUUGUAGAAAAUAGUAAAAAUAAAGUAAAACCCUUGAAUGAGUAGGUGUGUCCAAACUUUUGACUGGUACUGUAUAUGAUUUAAUUAUUAUUAUAUAAUAGUAAUAAUAAUAUAUAAUGUCUUAUUAUUAUUAUUAUUACUUUUGACCGGUAGUGUAUGUGAGUGUGAUACUAAUGAGAUACUGCAUGACCUUAACCACAGACCCAGGACCAGUUUUGGUUGUUUUGUUUUCCUAAUGGUUAUGGUGAGGGCUGGGGCAAGGACAUCUGAUCUAGAAUCAGUUCCUAAGAGCAGAGAGUGGGGAUGUUUUGUGUUGGGGAUGCGUACUGUUCUGUCCUCAGACCUACCUGGGAAGGGUGAACAAUGACAGGACAGAACCUGAGGCACAACCAGUCUGCAGUUUCUCUCUCUCUCAUGCAUUUUUUCUCUCCCUCUUUCUCUCUUGCUCUCUUUUUAUGUGCUAAUAUAAACUGCUGUUUCUUUUUCUGAUGAAUCUCUGUGGAGUUGAGUUGAUGCAUGUGAUGAUGUAGAAAGUUAAAGUGUGUGUGUGUGUGUGUGCGUGCUAGCGUGCGUGUGUGUGUGUCAAUGUGUGUGUGUGAGAUAGUGUGUGUGUGUGUAUUCUGUUCUAACCCCCUCCCCCCUCUCUCUCUCUCUCUCUCUCAGGGGUGAAGAGGGGAGUAUGUUCUCAGAUCAACCACUUCCCUGAGGAUGCUGACUUUGACCAUGACGGGCCUGAGUAUGUUCUACGUAAGUCAACACCUGAUGGACCUGAGGUGGAGGUGCAGGCUUUUGUUCCAGCCCAGCUCUAAUAUACCUGAUUCAGCUCUAAUAUACCUGAUUCAACUCUAAUAUACCUGAUUCAGCUCUAAUAUACCUGAUUCAUGUAAUUGGGGACUAAAAUUAAAAGGUGUGUUGGGUAGGGCUGGAACAAAACCCAGCACACACUGUUGCCACCCCCAGGACGGGAGCUCCCCAUAACUGAUACACAGCCGUAACUCAUCCACAACUGUAAACCACUUUUUACAGAAGCCUCAGACCACAUAGAGUAGUUAGAUCUCAUUCCUGAAGACCGGAGCAAAAUAAGCUGUGUUUGAAUUAAACAUGUUAGUGUUUGUAUGAAGUCAAGGGAUAAUGUGCUGCCCUAGUUCACGGGUGUUCCCCCGGGCCACGCCUGUGUGGGUGUUCCGUGCCACACUACGUGUGCCUGCCCCACAAGUCAGCAGGAGAAGACUGUGUACUGUUUACCAUAUAGCCUCGGCAUUUGGCUGGCAUUUACUUUGGCAUUUCUGUCUUCUGGCCUAUGUCCUAGAUGGGUGCGUGUGCGUGUGUGUCUGUCCUGGGGGGUAUCAGAGUUGAUGCCUCUUGGGAAAGAGCUGAUACAAUUAUACACUCACUAGCUUGGCCACAUGGUAAUUCAUUUGCUCACACCAGAAUACAGCUGUUUAUUUCUUAUCCUCUCCCUCUCUGAUUCUAUCUGCGACUUUUACCUUUUCUCUUUCCCCUCCCUCUCCCUUUAUCUCUAUCUUCUUCUCUCUCACGUGUUCUCUCUCACUUCCCCUCGCUUUCCCCGUCACUGUCCUGUCACUCUCCCCUGUCCCUCACUGUAGGUAUGGUCAGGGCUUCCAACAUCUUCCCUAUCCUCAGUGCUAUCCUGCUGUUGAUGGGAGGGGUGUGUAUCGGUCUCAGUCGUUUCUAUAAGCACAAGAGGAACAUCGUCCUGGGAGCAGGCAUUCUCUUUGUGGCUGCAGGUACACUAACUAACUCCUGUCAGACCUGUCUGUGUGUCUGUCUGUGUGUCUGUCUGUGUGUCUGUGUGUCUGUCUGUGUGUCUGUCUGUGUGUCUUGUGUGUGUGUCUGUGUGUGUCUGUAUGUAUGUCUGUCUGUCUGUCUAUGUGUCUGUCUGGGUGUCUCUCUGUGUGCCUGUGUGUCUGUGUGCCUGUGUGUCUCUCUGUGUGUCUGUGUGCCUGUGUGUCUCUCUGUCUGUCUGUGUGUCUCUCUGUGUGUCUGUGUGUCUAUGUGUCUCUCUGUGUGUCUGUGUGUCUAUGUGUCUCUCUGUGUGCCUGUGUGUCUCUCUGUGUGUCUGUGUGUCUAUGUGUCUCUCUGUGUGUCUGUGUGUCUCUCUGUGUGUCUCUCUGUGUGUCUGUGUGUCUGUAUGUAUGUCUGUCUGUCUAUGUGUCUGUCUGUGAUUAGUUAUGUGUGUCUGUGUGCCUGUGUGUCUAUGUGUCUCUCUGUGUUUGUGUGUCUCUCUGUGUGUCUCUCUGUGUGUCUGUGUGUCUGUAUGUAUGUCUGUCUGUCUAUGUGUCUGUCUGUGAUUAGUUAUGUGUGUCUGUGUGCCUGUGUGUCUCUCUGUGUGUCUAUGUUAGUCUCUUAGUAUCUAUACAUAUGUUUAUGUUCUGUUGAUGUAAAGUGAUGUCUUUCCUCCUGCUCUCCUGCUCUGGGUAACAUGACAGAGAGAGAGUGUGUGUGUGUAUCCUCACCUGUGUGUGUGUGCGUGUAUAUAUCCUCAUCUGUGUGAGUGCAUGUUUGUGUAUCCUCAUCUAUCCCCUGUCUCCCCCAGGUCUGAGCAACAUCAUCGGUGUGAUCGUGUACAUCUCUGCAGCGCUGGGAGACAUCUCCCCUAAGAAGGACGAGGACAAGAAGUGGCAGUACAGUUACGGCUGGUCCUUCUACUUCGGAGGCCUGUCCUUCAUCAUGGCUGAGAUGGUGGGUGUUCUGGCCGUCAACAUCUACAUAGAAAAGAACAAGGAGCUUCGCUGCCGCUCGCGCACUGACAUCUUCAAGGGGACCACGCACGCCAUGCUCCGCCUACCCAGCUACCGCUUCCGCCGUCGCUCCCGCUCUUCAUCCCGCUCCACCGACCCCUCACGCUCCCGAGACCCCUCGCCGGUGGGGGGAGGUGGGGGGAAGAACUUUGGUCUGCCCCCCUCGGCCAUGCUCUCCCAGGGGCCCAUGUCUGUGUCCACGCUGCCCAACCCUCACUCUCGCUCCCACACCACCCUGGCGGGGGGCGACAUCUCCCUCUACACGCUGUCCCGCGACCCCAAGCUGGCUGGCCUGCCCCCCAUGUACGGCACCGUGGACCGCGCCACCCUCUACCAGCUCCACAACUGCUUCCCCACGGACGGGGGAGGAGGGGGAGGAGGGGGUGGAGGGGGGAGUGAUGAUGAGCGGUACGCUACCCUCUCUGAAAUCCCACAACCCCUCACUGUCCCAGAAUUCGUCCAACUCCAACGCGCCCAUGGGCAACUCGGUGGGCUCGGGGCCCCCACCCUUCUCCUCGUCCACGGUGGAGAGAGAACGAGGGAUGGGAACGCUGGACAGGCUGAAGGGAGAUAGAGAGAGCAACUCCAAUACACUCAACAGGAAGACAACACCCGUGUAG